AUGGGUGUUGCGGAGGCUUAUAUCGCAUAUCGUGGCAUGAGGAAAGCUUUCCAAGACCCGCUCUCAAACUACAUUGUGAUGUACUGCCUGAAGUCGAUUUUCUGGCCUGCGGCCUCCUUCAACCGAAAUCGGGACCAGAUAUUCGCAGUCAACAUUCUGAUCUCUGCCAUCGCAAAGCUGCCAUCGACUCAAGUAUGA
This is a messenger RNA of Penicillium brevicompactum, 198 nucleotides long. RefSeq lists its product as uncharacterized. NCBI's taxonomy places the organism in Eukaryota, Fungi, Ascomycota, Eurotiomycetes, Eurotiales, Aspergillaceae. The record is from RefSeq and is a predicted model, not a curated record. Bases 1 to 198 code for a protein of 65 amino acids. The transcript has a single exon.